Molecule: messenger RNA, 2360 nt
Organism: Odontomachus brunneus
Lineage: Eukaryota; Metazoa; Arthropoda; Insecta; Hymenoptera; Formicidae
Exons: 11
Coding region: 52-1869 (605 amino acids)
Biological process (GO): mitotic spindle assembly checkpoint signaling; protein localization to kinetochore
Cellular component (GO): RZZ complex
Source: RefSeq, a predicted model, not a curated record
UUUGAAAUUGUUCAAUUUCAAAUUGUAUACGUUACGAUUUAUAAGGAGAUCAUGAUGAAAUGUUUGGACGAGGUCUUGCCGCAUGUUCAAGCUAGCGAAGUUAGAUUAUCGUAUGUGGAGGAAUUAUUCCCGGAUCUGAAGGGUAAACCAUAUAUCGUUCUUCAUAAAAAUAUUCCCGGCACACCACAAUCCGCAAGUUGCAAAAAGAACGAGGAAAAGAAUUUCGAUGAAUACUCCGCAAGGCAUGAUGUCAGUGGUUCACCUCUGGAAUUUUCAUUCGGCAAUUGCGGCUUCGACGACACGAUUAUCACAACGAGACACAAUUGGCGUAAAGAAGAGGAGUCGUAUUUGCCAUUGAGUAGAAACGAUGCAUGCAAUGCAUUGAACGUGUAUCUUGAACAGUUCAAUGGUGAUACUUUGCCAAUAUUAGCUCUUUGUGAUGGAAAAGAUCCUAAACAAAGCAGGCUUAUCGGCAGUAUUGUACAUGAUAAUUGGUUCACUACAUUAGAAGCAGUCUUUCUUGGUGUGAUGCCUCAAGCUGCAGUAAAAAGUAAUUGCCAGAGAAUUAUACAGAAACAUAUCAAGCGUUCUGAUGUACAAGAGCAUGAUAUUAAAAUGUCUGUGCUUAAUACCUUUGAUUUGUUUGGUAUCAAACAAGAAAAAAUUGAUUGGGAUAAAGUUGCCAGAACUGACUUUGAAGGAAGUAUGAACAUAGAAAUGCACUCUGGUAGCUUGGUGUUAAAUCCAAGAUUAUCAAAGAAUAUACUAAUAAUUCAAACAAAUGCCAGCUGGAAAGAUAGUCCUUUGAAGGAGCAGCGGUCUCAAUUACUUUUGUUGAGUCAAUAUUUAUUGAUAAUAGAUGAGUAUCAGAAAAACAUUAGAUUGCAAAAUUCAGUAAAAUUUACAACAUCAUAUUUAGAGGGACAUGAUGUCAUAAGCGAAAAACUGAAUCUUUUGAUGAACGGCAAUAUCACAUUUUGCAAAUCCAAUAAAAACAGUGUCAAGAGAAUCGACUGUAGAAAGAAAGAGAAUGUCGAGGACGACACGAAGCUGUCGGAACGCGUACAAGAUGUAUCCUCGAGGCACGACAUGGACUUCACUGACCAUUUGUGGGAAAUACUUAUCGCAACUUCGGAGUACCCGCAGAUGAUAAGCUAUAUCGAGACGAUUCUACGAGAGAUUCUUGAGCACAGAUUUGUGCCACAGGUCAACGACACAAACUCCACGAGAAUAAUCAAACUCGCCUCCGAUAUGCGUGGUCAAGAGAUGACGUCUUUUAUUAGUCGUUUAUUGCUAGGAAGCGCACCGUUAGAACUCGUCGUGGACGCGGGCUUUGAGAAGCUCACCCGAGAUUAUUUGUACAUUUUAAAAGGAGCGCGGCUCGUCGAUCUGUACGACAUCCGACAGAAGUUGGCCGAUGUGUCAUCCGGGACCUUCAACACGGAGAAUUAUAAAAAGAAGUUGCUCACGUUGGCACAAAUUCACAUAAGUUUGGAAUGCAUGCUGCUUGUCGAGACACAUCUGGAAUGCCCAGCCGAAAGUUUGCAGAGCGUGUUCGCUCACGUGUAUAGGGAGUUUGUCUCUGAGCUUUCCCCGCUGCAACAUCACGCCGAACUCUGCGGCCGAGUUUACACUUUAACGGUGCCGCUCUCGGGAGCGAUAAUCAACGAGUUAAAUAUCUUAAAGACGAAUCCUACUUUGUGGAGAGCCACUCUCUCGUCUCAUUCCGCCGCAUCGACGUUAACUACUACCACGUUUUACAGCAAAAUGCCUAUUUUUCCAACGAAUAUUUAUUCUACAGGUAAAUUAGAAAGAAAUGAAAGUAAAGUAAAUAAUAGAAAUCGUUUAAGCGUCUGUGUAUUUGUAUGAUAUAUGUACAAUCAAAAUAGUGGCCAUAUGAUUUCCCUAGGAGCGAAAAAGUGAAAAGUUUUAUAUCCUCGUAGUUCGAAAAGUUGCAUAAUCGUUCAAAUUACAGACUCCAUGUGAAACUUCUCGCUUUCUAUGUUUGCGAGUAAAAUGACAUUAUUGCGCUACUCUGGACUCUACUCGUUUUGUUCAUUCCAUUUAUGUGUUUGCUUGCAGACGAUGCGAAUGCACAAGAGGAGAUGGUUCACGGUGUAAGUGCUACGUCGUCUUCGACAUGGUUUAAAAAACUACGAGAUACGUGAGCUGAAGUGGUAUUCAUGAAGCGAAACAAAACGAAACUUCAGAAUUGGUGCGCUUCGAAUGAACGGGGCGUAGUGCGAGGUAAUGAAAGGUUUAAUUGAUAAUUAAUAAAAUCAAAAUUAUAAGAGCAUCCUUCUCAAAUACAUUACAUGUAUUAGAGAUAUAUAUAAAUAUAAACUACAUUUAUGAGUGUU